Molecule: messenger RNA, 1991 nt
Organism: Doryrhamphus excisus (bluestripe pipefish)
Lineage: Eukaryota; Metazoa; Chordata; Actinopteri; Syngnathiformes; Syngnathidae
Gene: tpd52l2b
Product: tpd52 like 2b
Cellular component (GO): cytoplasm
Source: RefSeq, a predicted model, not a curated record
CCUUACCAGGAAGGUUUUUAGCUGAGCUGGCUGUGGAGGACUUCCUGUGAGUGGCAGUCAGUCUACCAGCAGACCUCUCCCCCUCUGCCCAGGUGGAACAACCAGGCGACUUCUACACACUUUGUCCGGCAGGCUCAACACCGACUUCUAGCUUUUUGUUCCAGUCGACGCCAUGGAUCCCGCCGGCCAAGAUAUCAACCUCAACUCUCCCAACAAGGGUCUGCCCGUGGAAAAUCCCGGUGGCCUGUCGGACGUUUCGGUAGAGGGCGCUCUGGGAAACUCGGGCAACCCCCUCCCGCCAGGCCUGACAGAGGAGGAGGCCGAGGAGCUCCGCUCUGAGCUCGGCAAGGUGGAGGAGGAGAUCAGCACGCUGCGUCAGGUUCUGUUGGCCAAAGAGAAACACGCCCUGGCGCUCAAGAGAAAACUGGGCCUCAGCCCGCUCAACGAACUCAAGCAGAAUCUCACCAAGAGCUGGCAGGACGUGCAGACCUCCAACGCAUAUCUGUCUGCCUCGGCUACUUUGGAUGACAUUUCCCACUCGGAAGCAUAUAAAAAGACUCAGGAGACCCUCUCCCAGGCGGGACAGAAGACGAGUGCCGCCAUCACCACCAUGGGCUCGGCCAUCAGCAGGAAGCUGGGCGACAUGAGAGCGCUUCCUUUCUCCAACUCUUUUAGUAGCAACUAUUCCAUUCGCCACUCCAUAAGUAUGCCAGCGAUGAGGAACUCCCCCACCUUCAAGUCGUUUGAGGACAAAGUGGGCAACCUGAAGUACAAGGUGGUGGGCCCCCGAGGAGACGGCAGCACGGCCGGCUCACCCACCGACUCCACCCCCACUCAGGAGAACCCGCCUUUCUGAACCCGCCCUCGCCGCUGGGACUCUUCUCAUCGCCUCAAGUUACAGUGACACCGCCAACCUUUUGACCCUCACGUGGUUUGAAGGCCUUUCGCCGCAACCAGAACUGUUUUAGCGACCCCGUUUUUGUUCCACUACUGCUUCCUCCCAUUGAGCGAGCGCUUUUGUUCCCCCCACCCUAUACACGUCUGUCACUGCUAGCGUCGCAGCCCCACUCCUCACAUCGGGGGCACUCGCAGUUUAGCGCUUAGCACAGGAGGCGGGUGGUGCACACUUCCCGCCACAUGCAUGUGCAUCUUGCUUCAGCCCAGCAACCCGCCCACCCCAUCCCACCCCACCCCUGAGAGAGAGGAAAAGAAACAAUUUUGUACGUUAAACAAUUUUACACCUGCUUUGCAUCAACUUUUAAAAUGUGAUUGGAGAGGCAAGCGGGCUGCCAGCAGGGGGGCGGCGUGGGCACAAACGUCACAAGUCUUUCUAACACAAGUUGAAAGCGUUUGCUUUUGCCGAGCCUCAUGCUCAAUGUCAACGCUUCUCUCUGGGCCUUAACUCCUCCUGCAAACUUAAAAAAUAGGUUUUUCUUAGUGUUAACUUGCUCCGCCAUGUUUGACAGAAGCACCGGCAGGAGUUAGCUGCUAGCCAUUUUGUCACGCCAAAUAAAUGAAACGCUCCACGCUGUAAUGGCCAACCGCACGUGAUUGGACGUUAGACGCACCUCAUUCUAAUCUUGUUCAUAUUUAAACGUCAUCCAGCCUUUGCAUUCAUUUGCUUGCAGCUGUUUAAAGUAUCACAGAUUUGUGUAUGUUUGCCAUUCUCUUCCUCAGUGUUUUGUGUUACUUUACUUUGUGUGUCUUUACUUUGUGUGUCAAAAAGCAACGUUGCCAACCUUUUAGUGUGUCUGUUACGCAUCUUGUGAGGAUGCUUUGUUUGUGUUGUCACCAACUGGAGAAGAGCUGGGUCAUUAAAGAGGUCGUGUCUGCGUGUGUAUUGGUGUGUCCUAAAAGUGGAUGACCGGUAGCUUUAUUGCGGACCUGGAUUAGAUUAUUAUUAUUAUUAUUAUUAGUGAUUACACGGGGGAAACUAUGGUUAUGACUUUUGUUCUCUUUGAUUUAUCAAUAAAGCAUUCCUUUAAAAUCCA